CAGUUGUUCCGCCCAUUGCGUAACACGCUCUCACUCGUUCCAUUCAGUACUUUCUGUUUGUUUUCCUGACGCCGUCAACAGGAGUGCAUUCAUCAGCCUCAGCAGCAACUGGAGCAGGGAGGAAGAGCUGGCAGGUGGACUUUAGGUCGUAAACCACCAACCCACUUUAGCGAUGGACAUUACCGUGGUUUUGAGCUGCUCUCUGGGUGCUGUCCUUGGGGCUGUGAUCCUUGCAUCUUAUAAACUGGGCUUACUUUACCAACUGUUUCAUAAGACUGAGACACAGAGCCCUCGACAUGGAGGAGAGAGCGUGGCGGAGGUUUUGCGAGCUCAUGGGGUCAAAUUUGUCUUCACGUUGGUGGGAGGACACAUCUCACCCAUCCUGGUGGCCUGUGAGAAACUGGGCAUCCGCAUUGUUGACACACGCCACGAGGCCACAGCUGUGUUUGCUGCUGAUGCCGUAGCAAGACUUUCCGGUACAGUUGGUGUGGCUGCGGUGACGGCAGGGCCAGGACUGACGAACACAGUGACUGCGGUGAAGAACGCUCAGAUGGCCGAAUCACCGCUGCUUCUGAUUGGUGGUGCCGCUGCUACUCUCUUACAGGGAAGAGGUGCACUUCAAGAUAUUGACCAAAUGUCCCUCUUCAAGCCUCUCUGUAAGUUCUGUGCAUCAGUGAGGACCGUGAGAGAAAUUGUUCCCACUGUCAGAAAAGCCUUGGCCAUCGCACAGUCUGGCACACCAGGCCCAGUGUUUAUAGAGUUUCCCAUAGACACACUGUACCCUUACCAUGUGGUGGAGAAAGAGUCUGCCUCUAAAAACACUCCCAAAGGCCUGAUGGGGAGAAUCAUUGCAUGGUAUCUCCAGAAUCAUUUAUCAAACUUGUUUGCUGGAGCAUGGGAGACAUGUGAUCUGUCCCCACUUCCUGUUCACAUCCCACACGCCACAGAGGAUGAGGUCCAAAGGUGUGUGGAAUUGGUGAGCAGAGCCAAGAAACCCGUCAUACUGUUAGGCAGUCAGGCGACAUUGCCCCCUACACCAUCAGAUGAUGUCAGAAAGGCCUUAGAAUCUUUAGGCAUUCCCUGCUUCCUGGGUGGAAUGUCCCGAGGGAUGCUGGGAAAGAACAGUCCACUGCACAUUAGACAGAACAGGAGAGAUGCCUUGAAAGAGGCUGACCUUGUGCUACUGGCAGGCACAGUGUGUGAUUUCAGACUGAGUUACGGAAGAGUGCUGAACAGACGGAGCAAAAUCAUCGCCGUCAACAGAGACAGGAGUCAGUUACUGAAGAACUCAGACAUGUUCUGGAAGCCAACAGUGGCUAUUCAAGGCGAUGCUGGUUCUUUCCUCCUGCGUCUCUCAAAAGCCCUGAAGGGACACAGAUGUCCAGAGGAAUGGCCUAGGAGCCUGAAAGAGGGAGAUGCCAUCAAAGAGAAAGCUAACAGAGCAAAAGCGGAUGAGAAGACAGAGAGGCAUUUGAACCCUCUGAGUGUUUUGCAUCGUGUGGAUGAGCUCUUGGCUGAGGACAGCAUCAUAGUGGCCGAUGGGGGUGAUUUUGUCGGCAGCGCUGCAUAUAUCAUGAGACCACGGGGCCCGAUCCGCUGGCUGGACCCAGGGGCCUUUGGGACUCUGGGUGUUGGUGGAGGGUUUGCUCUUGGAGCAAAGCUUUGUCGACCUGAGUCUGAGGUAUGGAUCGUUUACGGCGAUGGUUCCCUCGGAUAUAGCGUGGCUGAAUUUGAUACCUUCACACGUCACAAGAUCCCAGUGAUCGCUCUGGUGGGAAAUGAUGCAUGCUGGAGUCAGAUCUCCAGAGAACAAGUGCCUAUGCUCGGGAGCAACGUGGCCUGCGGUCUUGCCUUUACAGAUUAUCAUAUUGUAGCUGACGGUUAUGGGGGCAAAGGUUACCUGAUUGGCCGAGAGGAUGAGUCGCAACUUGAUGACAUCAUCAAAAAGGCGCAAAAGGAGUGCAGAGAGGGAAAGGCCAUUCUGCUGAACGUUCUGAUUGGAAAGACCAGCUUUAGGGAAGGUUCAAUCUCAGUUUAGAGAGAAACACACUGUGCACCAUCCUGCCUAGAUACCCAAAGUCUUUCUUGUGUUGUAAUGUUUAAAAUAUGCCACAGGACACACCCUUAUAUGGAUUCAGCAGCUUUUUUAAAAGAGAUCAAAGCAAAAUAUCAGAUAAAGAUCAGAUAUCGAAAAAGUUUCUUCCGUUAUGUUGUGACCAAUAGGAUGUUCAAAGCAAAACUCUAAAGAACAAGUCUCGGUCAUAAUUCAUCCCAAAACCAAAAUUGACCAAAAGUGAUAUAAUGUAAAAAAUAUAUAUAUAUGAAACUUGUGUUUUGGAUCAUUAAGAAUUUUUUUCAAAUACGACAUUACAUAAUCCCCCAACUCUCAUUACCUUGAAGCAAAAAAGGGAGAAAAUAAUGAUAUAUCAUUGAAAUUGUAUUUUAAAACGUAUUUGUAUACAUUUGUAGUAUGUCUUGUUCUUUAAUUAAUGCACAUUUUUUUAAAAGUUACGUACUGGGCAGUAUGUAAUAUUACAUUGUACAGUAAUAAAAAUAUAUAUUAAUAAAUAUUCUCAAUACUGUACCAUUUUGGGCUGAAAUGUGAGCUUGGACAUGUUUUGCAACUACUUUUUUCAUUGAGCAGAAAAGGAACAAGCACAGUGCCUUUACUAUGUACAACAUUUUGUAAAAUGCUAGAAAAAUCUGAAUCCAUUUCAAAAUUUACAGUGUGAUGGUCCAGUAAAUUAUAUAUAUAUAUAUCACUUUAUAUAUGACUGUGUUGACAUAAUAAUAAUAAUGCAACAACGGAAUACUUGCGUGUGUUAUGUGAAGGUUUGCAGGAUUGAUUUUUCUACUUUAUACAGUGGAGUACCGGUAAUUACUGAAUGUUAAACUGGUCUUGUUCAGAAUCAAUUUUGCUAUAAAUAAUUUUCAAAAAACAGCAUCUGCAGCUAUUUUGGACAUUAAUAUUUCACUAAGUAAUGAAUCAAAUGGGUCUGUGUUUGUUUAUCUAGAAAUGUCAAUCUAAACCAAAGUAAUAUCCUAACAAAUACUUGGAAAUGCAGUCCUGUUUUUUCUGCAAUAUCACACCUGGAUAAUACCAUAAUGCGUCUCCUCGGUCUGUGUUUGAUCACUGCAGCAUCACCUACAAAAUUACCAUUUGGAUAUGGCUACAUAAUUUAUCAACAUUUAAUAAAUGUAAUAAAAUCUCUAAAAAACA
Molecule: messenger RNA, 3220 nt
Organism: Carassius gibelio (silver crucian carp)
Lineage: Eukaryota; Metazoa; Chordata; Actinopteri; Cypriniformes; Cyprinidae
Product: 2-hydroxyacyl-CoA lyase 2
Exons: 16
Coding region: 173-2038 (621 amino acids)
Biological process (GO): L-valine biosynthetic process
Cellular component (GO): acetolactate synthase complex
Molecular function (GO): acetolactate synthase activity; thiamine pyrophosphate binding; flavin adenine dinucleotide binding
Source: RefSeq, a predicted model, not a curated record